Knipowitschia caucasica is the source of this 411-nucleotide messenger RNA. Lineage: Eukaryota; Metazoa; Chordata; Actinopteri; Gobiiformes; Gobiidae. The record is from the annotation of a GenBank genome assembly.
AUGGCAAAACAGGCCUCUUUGUUACUUCGCAAACAACUAUCAGAGCUCAACAAGAAUCCAGUGGAAGGGUUUUCAGCAGGACUUGUGGACGAUGAAGACAUUUACAAGUGGGAAGUACUGAUCUACGGACCUCAGGAUACACUGUAUGAGGGAGGUGUAUUUAAGGCAUCACUUACCUUCCCUAAAAAUUAUCCCCUGAAACCUCCCAAAUUGAAGUUUAUUACAGAAAUCUGGCACCCAAAUGUGGCAAAAAAUGGUGAAGUUUGCAUCUCCAUCCUUCAUGACCCCGGUGAAGAUAAAUAUGGCUAUGAGAAACCAGAGGAGCGUUGGCUGCCAGUUCAUACGAAGCAGCAAAAGAAUGGAGGAAAGACCCUACUGGGAUAUUUAAGAAAAAGGUUGCUCGCUGUGUGA